Molecule: messenger RNA, 654 nt
Organism: Cucumis melo (muskmelon)
Lineage: Eukaryota; Viridiplantae; Streptophyta; Magnoliopsida; Cucurbitales; Cucurbitaceae
Exons: 2
Coding region: 7-654 (215 amino acids)
Source: RefSeq, a predicted model, not a curated record
AUAUCAAUGAAUACAGAUUCAUCAUCUGUGAAUAGACACUGUUCGAAUGAUGUAUUAACACAAGCAUUGGGUACGAAAGAGCACAAUGGUCGUGUGCGUGGGGUUGGUGGAUACGUUACUCCAACAACGUACUUUCAUUCAGUUAAGAAAACAUCAAAAGAUGAGGCGAACAUUCUAGUUGAGAAUGAAGAGCUCCGUAGGCGAGUUAGUGAAUUAGAGGCACAAAUUCGCUCAAACUUAUCUACACUGUUGUCUGCACACGGGAGUUGUUCAAGGCCAAUAGUGUUAGAGGGGAUUGAAGAGAAGGGUAAGAGAAUAGAAGUGGAAUCGUUGGACAAACCAAAACAUAAGGAAAAGAAAGGGAAGGAGGUGAUGAAGAUGAAUGAACCAGAGUUGGACGUCUUGAAGGAGAGGGACUUAAUAAAAAUGCCUACAGAAGUUGUAUGUGAAUCGACAUCAACUUUUCCAUUAGCGUUGAAGUCGAUUCUCAGAUAUGCUGAGAAGGUAAUGGAGAAAGAUUCCAGCAUCACUUUUUCACUACCUGCUGACCUUUUUGGCCUUAGUCGAAAGACUUCUGUGCUUCGAGAGGAUAUCGUUGAUCUUUGUAACAUGAACGAAGUGAAAACAUUUACAUUGGUGGCCUAUAUGAUGUAA